CCAUCACGUGGCCUUAUCUCCGCACUGGCAGGUUCACGCACUUUGACAGGAAUUUAAAAUAAGAACGGCACGCGACGCGCUUGAUUCGCCGCCACACACCUUCGUACUGGUGAAGGAAAACGCGCGCGACCGGUCAGUCGGUGCGCAACAACGAACACGGUCGGACGUGCGCCCGGCGGUCUCCGCCCGCCAAAACAUUUCGUGUGUACAUAAACGUGUGUGUUAUUUUCGACACCGGUGACUGUACCUCCUUGUGAAGAUACAAAGGAUUUGCUUCCAUACCGACGAAGAAGAGAAUGUGAAGAAUCAAGAAUACUCAACUUCAUUUAGUUUUUGGUGAAAAAUACAUCAAAUAAUCUUCAAAAAUGUCUAAUGCGGUGGAAAACGGCGUUCCCGUGAACGAUGAGAUUCGCGGAACCACCUAUUUUUUUUCCAGAAGUAGGUCGAGCGCUUCGCUAUGGCAACGGAUAAGUCUAUUCUUGUCCAUCUACUGGAAGUCGCUGAUAGUGGUGCUGACACCACUGAUACUGUUGCCCAUUCCGAUCAUGAACCAUGCCCCAGCUUACAGAUGCAUGUACGUGGUGCUCAUCAUGGCGAUAUUCUGGGUGUUGGAGCUGCUGCCUCUGCCGGUCACCUCCAUGCUGCCGAUCGUCCUGUUCCCCACCAUGGGAAUACUGAACUCGGACCAGACCUGUGCUGCUUAUAUGAAGGAGACAAACAUGAUGUUCAUGGGAGGGCUGAUGAUAGCGGCUGGCGUCCAGCAUUCCAAGCUUCCGAAGCGAGUGGCGCUGUGGACUGUCCAGGUGGUGGGCUGCUCGCAUAGGAGACUAAACUUCGGGCUGACCUUCGUGACGAUGUUCAUAUCGAUGUGGGUGUCCAACGCCGCCGCUACAACUAUGAUGGUGCCCAUUGUUGAAGCCAUCUUGGAAGUCUUAGAACAGCAAGGACUGGGUGACGUUUAUAUCAACAGGAAGAAGAACGCUCUCCCAGAGAACGGGAAAGACGUGAAACCUGCAAAGGACUCUGAAGAAGAGUGA
Molecule: messenger RNA, 1037 nt
Organism: Ostrinia furnacalis (Asian corn borer)
Lineage: Eukaryota; Metazoa; Arthropoda; Insecta; Lepidoptera; Crambidae
Product: protein I'm not dead yet-like
Exons: 7
Coding region: 366-1037 (223 amino acids)
Biological process (GO): transmembrane transport; succinate transport; citrate transport
Cellular component (GO): plasma membrane
Molecular function (GO): citrate transmembrane transporter activity; succinate transmembrane transporter activity
Source: RefSeq, a predicted model, not a curated record